Aethina tumida (small hive beetle) is the source of this 664-nucleotide messenger RNA. Its product is annotated as transcription factor HES-2-like. The coding region runs from base 216 to 650 and encodes 144 amino acids. Gene Ontology annotation, biological process: regulation of transcription by RNA polymerase II; regulation of neurogenesis; anterior/posterior pattern specification. The record is from RefSeq and is a predicted model, not a curated record. Gene Ontology annotation, cellular component: nucleus. The transcript has 4 exons. NCBI's taxonomy places the organism in Eukaryota, Metazoa, Arthropoda, Insecta, Coleoptera, Nitidulidae. Gene Ontology annotation, molecular function: RNA polymerase II cis-regulatory region sequence-specific DNA binding; protein dimerization activity; DNA-binding transcription factor activity, RNA polymerase II-specific.
GUUUUUCGGUAUAACUGUUCUAGAUUUUAAUUAACAAACAUGAUCAUCUAAAUAAUAAAAAGUCGUUUGAAACGAGUGUCAGUUUCCUGGUUACGCCCGAUUUUGCGUGUCCCAUUGGAACCUGAACAGAUUCAUCAUUUUCAUCUUGACCGCGAGAAGUGGUGUGUGCUCCUUCGCUUUUGGAUUACAGUGUUACAAGGAAAUUUUGAAUCAACAUGAAGACUGACAUGAAAAGUUGUGCUCCCGUUUCUGAAAGUAGAAAAAUCAGAAAACCUUUGAUGGAGAAGAAGAGGAGGGCAAGGAUAAACGACAGCCUCGAAACCUUGAAGCAAAUCCUGCUGGAUUCCAAGACAACAUUGAAAGACUCUAAGAAAAACGGGCAAAGGACAGCUAAACUAGAAAAGGCGGACAUACUAGAAAUGACCGUCCAAUACCUUCAACAACUGCACAAGAGGUUGAACCAAAACCACUGCGAAAACAAAGUGGAAAAACAAUCCGAUGGCAUAAAAAUGACUUUGAUUCCUACGAAGCUAAAAACGGGAGAAAUUGUGUUCGUUAUGCCUGGAAAUUUGAGUCCUGUGCAACAAAAGGAGAACUUCCAGUCCAGGUUUUCAGUUAAAGACGACCAAAAUGUUUGGAGACCCUGGUAAAAAAAAUGUAUAUA